AUGAAGACAUUUAACUUUCUCCUCAUCGCCAUUGCCGCAAUCAUCUACGUCAUCGGUGCCCCUGCCACAGGCUGUGGUGAGCCAUUUGGCAACCAACUGUGGAAUACGAAUGGAUGGCAACCUAUCAAGAACAUCAAUGAGAAGCACAUCCAGGAACUCGGCGCCUGGGCUGUGUUAGAGCAUGGAAGGUAUGUAAACUGCAGGCUCUGGUUCCACGAGGUGGUUAGUGGCAAACAGCAACUUGUCUCUGGCAUGAACUAUGAGCUCAUCAUCGAUGCAUCAGAUGACGCUGGAAAGCAUAGCAAGUAUAAGGCAGAGGUUUACGAGCAGGAGAGCACCAACACACGCAAGCUCCUCUCCUUCAGCAAGGCAAACUAG
Molecule: messenger RNA, 378 nt
Organism: Lolium rigidum
Lineage: Eukaryota; Viridiplantae; Streptophyta; Magnoliopsida; Poales; Poaceae
Product: cysteine proteinase inhibitor 8-like
Exons: 1
Coding region: 1-378 (125 amino acids)
Molecular function (GO): cysteine-type endopeptidase inhibitor activity
Source: RefSeq, a predicted model, not a curated record